Enterobius vermicularis (human pinworm) is the source of this 1812-nucleotide messenger RNA. NCBI's taxonomy places the organism in Eukaryota, Metazoa, Nematoda, Chromadorea, Rhabditida, Oxyuridae. The record is from the annotation of a GenBank genome assembly.
AUGGCAGAAACUAGUCUUGCUAUUGGAGACUAUAUUGCAGUUUUAAAUAAUCUAGACGAUUAUGACAGUGCAUCUGCAGAACCGGAAUGGCCAUCGCUAAUGACACCAAUGCCUUCGUCUCAGAACAGUGAUUCGCUGGGAUCACCUCCCGGAAGGCAUCAUCAGGGUCCUAGCUCGUCGAAACAGAUGAUGGCUGUACAAGAAAACCGGCAGUUUAAAAUCUGCCAAACCUCAGUAUCAAAUACAAACGAACUGCCGACGCACCAAGCAACAAAAAUGGUCGUCGCCCGUCAUAUCGAUUUAUCAGUUCAAACUACCAUUAAGUUUGUUCCGGAAAAUACUUCUGCUUCCACGUCUAUAAAAAAUAAUGACUAUGGUGUCUACACUCCAACUACUCCGGUUACGGGGAUGUCAUUGCAGCUUAAUGGUGAAGGCAAUUCAUCGCCUGAUAAAUCGGAUAUCGUCAGGGAUCCAUGGUUGACUCCUGACAGCGGCAUUGCAACGCCGUCGGUAGAUGGGAGUAUUUGUUUAUCACAGAUAAAUAGCAACGCAGAAGGUGACGGACGAACUAACACUACUGAUGAAAAACUAACACCAAAGCCAGUAAAACGUCGGAGGCGUACCGCAAUGUUGAAUAUGAUGGCAGUUAAAAGCAAAAAAUUAAAGACAGAUAUCAUCGGAACAGUUUCACAGUGUGCUUCAAACGUUCAUUGUGCAAAGACCGCUUCAUCUCUUGGAUGCAGUUUCACGAGUGAUCCAGACCGUCCGGCAGGAGACUUACCAAGCAGGUGUAAGGGUGAUGUGGUAUUCAGCGCAAGUUUGAAUAAGGAAAAUGUUAGAAGCACAACUACCGGGAAGCGAAAACGCCGGGCGAAGAUUGUUCGACCGAAUGAAGAGGAAUUCAAUGAAAGAGUUGCAGCAAAAUUGGUCGGAAGACUUGUAAUUAAGCAGUCAAUUCCUAAAUACCGUAUAACCUACAAUGAACUACUUCGCCGGGUUGGAGCUCCUGAAAUGUUCAACGUUUCUGCUUUAAUAACGUUGUUUAGGAUAAAGAAGGAUGCUGAGAGUAGCACAAGGAUUUUAAAUAUACUUAAAGAUGCUGGCUACGAUCUGAAAAAAGGUAGACGUAUGAACCGCCAUAUCACUCGUUUCUCCUCAUUUGCUGAAGAAGAAGCGAUUGAAACCGGGAACGACGUUGAAAAGAUUGCUAAAGCCUAUACGCCUGUCGAAGCAGCGUCGAAGUUGUUCUUCGAAAAACAAAAGGCUCGCCUACCAAUCAAUGCAGUCAUGAGCAAACUGCAGCAUUUACCGUAUGUUACUCAUGGGUUUUCAAAAACGGCGUAUGCAGGAUUAUUUGAUUCAUUGAAGUAUAUGGCUGAAUCUAACCUGAAUUACGCAACGCAGAACUCUGCGUUGAGUAAUAACACAGAGGUGCCGCUUCCAAAUCUAUAUCGAAAUUGCCCCGACAGUACUUCUCUGCCGCCAUCUCAGCGUGCUGCUGCUGAUCAAUGGACGAGCGUGAAUAACUCGAACCCCAACGAAAACAGCUUUACCGGGGUCGGCACAGCUCCAGCGAACGGAUGCUAUCUGCCACAGAACUAUCAUGAUCAGAUUUCGUAUAAGGAUUCUUACAAUUUCUGUAAUUCGUAUUCGCCAGAAAGUUAUGAUUCAUUUUUUGUAACAGGUCGUGAUAAUGCCCCAUCCACUUCGUCUUGCUCUUACUAUGAAAGUAAUAAUCAGUGUUUGAGGUCUUAUGGCUUGAACAACUUACCUAACGGUUCACACCGACAGUUAUUUGUUUAUUAUCAGUAG